Messenger RNA from Eremothecium sinecaudum, 3912 nucleotides. It is a transcript of the gene HSL1, whose product is annotated as protein kinase HSL1. The transcript has a single exon. NCBI's taxonomy places the organism in Eukaryota, Fungi, Ascomycota, Saccharomycetes, Saccharomycetales, Saccharomycetaceae. Gene Ontology annotation, biological process: protein phosphorylation; intracellular signal transduction. Gene Ontology annotation, cellular component: cytoplasm. Bases 1 to 3912 code for a protein of 1303 amino acids. Gene Ontology annotation, molecular function: ATP binding; protein serine/threonine kinase activity. The record is from RefSeq and is a predicted model, not a curated record.
AUGCAGGUUGGGCGAGGAAAGGGUCCGAAUCAACCGGAGCCAAGUGAUAGAGUGGUGAUGUCGGUUUCUGAUGCAACGAAGAGACUGUCUCAGAUCUCUACUACUAGUACUAGGAAUACGAAUACAGGCAAAAGGAAAAGCAAGGACACUGUAGGGCCAUGGAAAUUGGGUAAAACGCUUGGGAAGGGAUCAUCGGGGCGGGUGAGACUUGCGAAAAACGUAGAGAGUGGGAAACUUGCUGCUAUCAAGAUUGUUUCGAAAAAGAGCGUUAGUCGGCAUCAAUAUGUUCAAACGGAUUCAUCCCUACCGUACGGGAUAGAAAGAGAAAUUAUUAUCAUGAAGUUAAUAACACACCCCAAUAUUAUGGCAUUAUAUGAGGUCUGGGAGAAUAAAUCCGAGCUAUAUUUGGUCCUGGAAUACGUGGAAGGAGGUGAACUCUUUGAUUAUUUGCUUUCGAGGGGCAAGUUGCCUGAGCAAGAAGCUGUCCACUAUUUUAAACAGAUAGUGAAAGGUGUUGCAUAUUGCCAUCACUUCAACAUUUGUCAUCGUGACUUGAAGCCCGAAAAUCUGCUUCUUGAUAAAAAAACCCGUACUGUCAAGAUUGCUGAUUUCGGCAUGGCAGCUUUGCAAACCAGUAAUAAAUUGCUGGAAACGUCAUGCGGCUCUCCACAUUAUGCUUCGCCAGAAAUUGUUAUGGGGCAGAAAUACCAUGGUUCGCCUAGUGAUGUUUGGUCCUGCGGAAUCAUCCUAUUUGCCCUUCUCACUGGUAAUUUACCAUUCAAUGACGAUAAUGUGAAAAAGUUACUGCUAAAAGUUCAGUCAGGAAAAUAUCAAAUGCCUCAAAACCUUUCCAGGGAUGCAAAAGAUCUAAUCUCAAAGAUGUUGGUUGUGGAUCCUGAUAGCAGGAUUUUAAUCGAUGAUAUUCUUAAACAUCAGCUAUUGACUAAGUAUGAAAGCCAGGGCAAAACUCGGGCAAAACUGAGAACGAGCUUGCAAUUGUCCUCCAGGACUCCAAGCAUUGUGACUUUAAAUUCAAAAGCUGAGAUAGAUGAUACAAUCUUGAGCAAUUUGAGUACUUUAUGGCAUGGCGCACCUAAGGAAUACUUGGUGAAAAAAUUGUUGAAAAAGGGAUUUACUGAGGAAAAACUAUUCUACUCAUUGCUACGUAAAUACCAAGAGAAAGGAAAUUCAGUUCAAACUACGCCUUCUACAAAUUCUGGAAGCUCGGACGUAGCGACAAGGGAUUAUCAGUCUUCUGAAGCUCCAAGUAUUUCUGGUCCAAAAAAUGGACAAAAAUCUCAGCUUUCCGUUGCAUCUUUUUCAAGAUCUAAAAGAACGCGAGAAGGUUUUGUAGCUUCCACGUCGAGGGUUUUCAAACAUAGCACGUCAAAAGUGGGUUCUAACAUUCCUUUUACAGCAGUUCAUACCUCCUCAUCUUACAAGUCUCUAAAUAGCUCUAUUUCAAGAGCUAGAUUAGCCUCUCAAGCCAACAAUGCGAAACCCCAAAGGCCCAUAAAAAAAACACUCCAGGAGUCUGCUUUGAAAAGAUCUUUGUAUUCUUUAAGCUCCAUAUCCAAACGAUCUUUAAAUUUAAACGAGCAGUUGCAAUCGGGCUUCAAUACCACUAUUGAACCAUUGCCUUCAAUUUCUCCGAAGUCAGCAGGCGAUCCAUAUAGCGCUCCAAGUUUUGGCGAGAGAGAUAUGAAUAGUGGUGGCAUUAACGAUACAAUUUUAUCACCUAUUCGUAUAAUACAGCCAACUUUUAAUUUUGCAAUGGACAACGAAGGAGAAAGCGAUAUCUAUUCGCGGUAUUAUAGCUCGGUUGAAUACGGAGAGGGGAAUACCAGCAUAUACAAGGAGUCGUCAUGCUCAGAGGAGAUAUCAUCUACAAUCAUCACAAAUACCAGAAGCCCUGUUUUCAGUCGCCCUACCAAGAAAGAGCAGGUCGCAGAAAGGCAGUAUAUACCAUCAUUGGACCCUCGCCGCCGAGCUCCUCAACCUCCAACCGGUAUUGAGGUUCUUUUGAAAAAGUAUAAACCAAUGAGCCCUGCAACAUCUAGAGAUUCAUCCAAAAAGCCUACGGGAAAUGGUCUAUAUUCUUGCAAUACCUCUUUUUUCAAAAUAGAGGGAGGUGAGAUGUCUUCAUGUGAUUACAGUGAGAGGAUGGAAGCCAAGAAAAAUAGUAGUAUAGGAACAAUACCCUCAGCUUUAACGGAUGAUGGGAAAUUAACAACUACAAAUGCCGUUACAAGCACACCUGUGCCUGAUCCUAGUAUUUUAGCACAAUCUAGUGCCAUCCAUAAUGACUAUCAAUCAUCCAGUAGACAAUCGUUUAAACGUAAUAGUCAGUUCGAACGGCAACGGUGUGAUACAUACGGGUUGUUGCGCUUGCCUUCGUCACUAUUAAAAUCAACUAAUACUUUCCACAAUCUAAACACUUUUAUUUCCAACUACGGGAACAAGGCUCAAGAUUGUGUAGUUGAUAAGGUCGAUUAUACUAAUAUGACAUCUACAUCAUAUGAUAAGGUUUCAGACAAGGUUUCUAGUAAAAGUGGAUACAAUUCUUUUACGAAUGGUGAGGGUUCUGCCUCCAAUUUUUCAGACCUUUCCUUUCUGGCUGAUUUACCAACAUUUACUCAUAUUGCCCAGGCAGUUUCUAUAUCUCCAGUUACUAAAAACUUUAGGCACACACUUCAACCGGAGGCCGUAGAGCCGGUGGUUGAACGACCGGCUACGGACCGGUCGACUUCGGGUACCAAGCAUAUUCCUCAUCGUCAAUUAUCUGAAGAGAACGAUAAAGCUGGAACCACCAAUGAGGGGGAGUCCCUUAACAUAUUUGAAGACGCACCAGCGGAUGUGGGAUCUCUUCUUACCAACUGCAGCGGAUUGGAGCCGCAAGUUCACAGAAAGGCGGUUUCAAUAGAUACCUUAAAUACAUCAUACCUGCUUGCACCAGCUUCGGAUAUGAGAAACAGUCUACAUGUGAACAGUAAUGAAGUCAGCUUUCCAAGAGAAACCACAGAGGAGAUGAUUCAUAAAUUUGAAAUCUCGCCAGAAAAGCACUGUUCUCAAAAGCAACCAACGAUACGAAAUGCAACUAGGCUAUCAACUAAUUUACCAUCUAGUAAAAGCUUGAAAUCAAUGUUCAAGGAUCUGGAAGAGGAAACGGCAAACACCAAUCACAAGAAGCAACGCGAUAGAUCAGAACCGCUGGCUCAAGACAUAAAUGAUAGCCCAUUCUCAAGCAAAAUUGCUAAAAGAAAAAUGGACAUUGAUGAGCUUGUUAAGAAUAAUACCCAAGUUAAACCGGCAAACGGCAAAAAUCGCGUCACAAUGCUUUUUGAUGAUUACUCGGAGAACGUUUUCAACGCUCCUACAACACAACCUCAAAAUUCCCCAGAUUCAAAUAAAAUGUUGCCGCCUAUUGUAGAAAGUCCAUGUGAACAACUAACGUCGAGUAACAAACAGCAAAAACUUCAGCAAAAACCGUCGCCAUUAUUGCGUUCAUUAAAUUGUUACAGACCCGGGAAAAGAAAAUGGUUCAACCGCUUAUUGCAAUCUUUAUCAAAAAAAAAUAAUAGCACAACUAAUUUGAGGUAUCAGACGUUUUUAUCAUUUGAAGAUGUCAAUAUACUUGUACUACGUUGGCUUGGCUCUAGCCUUAUUGAUUACAAGCAAAAAUUGAUGGAACGUAAAAAGAGCAAGCAGCGCGCGCAGUAUGAAUGCAUGUUACCUGAGCGUGGUAUUAAGUUUAAAAUAUCAAUUGACGGAAAUAUUAACUCGUCCACUGAACUUAUCAUCUCGUCGCGAAGCAGGUUUGCUAGUGACGCUGCAUUCGUGAACCUUAAUGAGGAAAUCGCGACGUUGUUAAAUGAUAGGAAAAACUUCGACGUUACAGUAACACCGGCAUAA